Messenger RNA from Paramecium octaurelia, 2743 nucleotides. The record is from the annotation of a GenBank genome assembly. NCBI's taxonomy places the organism in Eukaryota, Ciliophora, Oligohymenophorea, Peniculida, Parameciidae.
AUGAGACUCAUUGUAUAGCAAUAUUAUGGUUUUGGUUAGAAAAAAACCUUUAAGAUUGAAAUUAAUGACGAAGACUCAUCAGACUAACUGAUUUCUUUAAUCGCCUCUAAAGUUGGGCGUUUAGUAUAGGAAUUAGUCAUAAAGUGUAAAAGAGAUUAGUAUUCUGUAAAAAUUACGUAAUAUAUUAGAUAAAAAUAAUAGAGGGUUGGCCCAUAGAAUUUUAUGAAUUACAAGAAAAUUAGAAUAUUUUGGUUGAAGUAAGGGAAAAUGAGUUAGAUACAAAAUAAAAGGAAUAAAAGAGAUAAACUGAAAAAUACUUGAACAAAUUAUUCAUAAACCAAAGAGAAAAACCUUAAAAACUAUCAGAAGUAUCUGAAACUAGUGAAAAUUCAGAUGAUGAAGGCAAUUCCUCAAAAUAAAAAUCUUCAAAUACAAAUGUUGAACCUAUAUAAUCUGAUUAUGAAGAUAAAAUAUUUUAAACAGUGAAAAGUGGAAAUUUAGAUAUGCUACAAUAACUUUGCUAAAAAAUAACUCCUUCUUUAUUAAAUCAAGCAACUUUUGGAGGGUGGAAUCCAAUUCAUUUUGCAACUUUUUUGGAAUAUAAAUUAAUUGUAGAGUUUUUGAUUUCCAAAGAUAUUGAUAUAAACAAGGUAACUGAGGAAGGAUGGACUCCAUUAUAGAUAGCAGUACAUCGUCACAAUAUUGAAAUUGUAAAAGUAAUCUUGAAUCAUCCUCAAAUUGAUGUGAAUUUGAUAACAGACAAAGGAAUUGCAUUAAAUUUGGCAUGCAAAUCAGGCUAAACUAAAAUAAUAGAUCUAUUGCUUUAAAAAAAUGCUGAUCUCAAAUUAUAAGAUAAAACCGAGAGAACAGCUUAUGAUUAUUGCAAUUAGGAAACUAAGUUGUACAUUGAAUAAACGAAGAAGAGCAAUCAAAUGAAAGAUUAAUUAAGGAGUGCAGAUGAUUUUAUUCCUCCUAGACCCCCAAUCGCCAAAGGGUUCAUAUAUAAAACAGGAUAAAUGUUGGUCACCCUAAAUGAGAGGUUUUUCGUAUUAAAUCCUGAUGAAGGAACUUUCAUAAGGUUUAAGAAUAUUUCAGAUUACCCUCUAAAACCAUUGUAAAUAUAAUGAAAUUAAUAGAUUUAAGAGAGAUCAUCCCUCUGAGGAGUGUCAAGAGUGUGCUUAUGACUCAGAAGGGAUUUAUAUCUAAAUCAGGAUAUCACUAUUUUGAGUUGUUGUAUUCAACUAGAAUUAUUCUGGCAUGUAAACACGAACAUAUAGCUAAAAAGUGGGUGGAGUACAUUUACAAAGCAACUGUUUAUUAUCAAUACUUAGAAGAAAAAAUGAAAGAGUAAUUAAUUAUAAUAUGAAAGAGGAUCUCUAGAUCCAAAUUUAAUUGAUAAAAAUACUGAAGUUCUAAUUGAAGACACUAAUGCAAAAGCUCCUUCCUCUGAUCCUCCUCCAAAACAGAUAUCACCUGAACAAUCUAUAUCAUUACCAAGAGAUGAAGCUUCUAUAAUUUAAAAACGAUUAUCGAAUCCAGAGCCUGUUCAUAGGUAUAGUCAAAGUCCUCCCAAAAACUCAGAAAUUGAAUAGCCAAAAUAGAUAUCUUAAUCUCAACAAUAAUUAACAUCAUCAAUUAUGGAGAGUCAAAAUGAAUUGCUUAAGGAUAGUAAGGUGAAUUUUGAUUCAUUUGAGAUAAUCAAAGAGUUGGGAUCGGGAGCCUUUGGAAAAGUGUUUUUAGUUAAACAUAAGGCAGAUGAUAAAAUAUAUGCAAUGAAGGCACUUAAAAAGAAGACUCUAAUUUUGAAAAAGUAAAUAAAGUAUGCAAUUACCGAGGCUAAUGUUUUAAAGAUGUGCAAACACCCAUUUAUUCUUGGAUUACAUUAUGCAUUCUAAGUAAUAAAUUAGUUUAUCAAUCAGACUCCAAAUUAUUUGUAUCUGGUUUUAGAUUAUUGUAAAGGAGGUGACUUAUCCUACCACAUAGCCAAUUUAGGGAAGUUCUCUGAAGAUACUGCCAGAUUCUAUGCUGCUGAAAUCCUAUUGGCUAUUGAAUAUCUUCACACUAAAGAUAUAAUCUAUAGAGAUAUGAAACCAGAAAAUAUAUUGCUAGAUAUGAAGGGCCAUGUCAAAUUAGCAGAUUUUGGAUUAUCAAAGGAAGGUGUUUCUGAUUAGGAUAAAGCAAAGAGUUUUUGUGGAUCUCCUGCUUAUCUAUCACCUGAUAUUCUAAGUCAAAAAGGAGCAGGAAAGCCCAGUGAUAUCUAUGGAAUUGGAUGUGUGAUGUAUGAAAUGAUGACUGGCGAAUCUCCAUAUUAUAACGAUGAUAUACAACAAAUGUAUAAAAACAUACAAAGUGGAACCUUGAAAUGGCCAAAGAAAAUGUCAGUCGAAGCCAAAAACUUACUUGCUGUAUUAGCAUCUUAUCUAUGAAUAGAAAAUGUUGGAGAGGGAUCCAAACAAAAGAAUUGGAACGAAAUCCAAAGAUGAAAUUAAGUAGGAUCCCUUCUUCAAAGGAAUUGACUGGGACAUAGUUUAUAAACAAAAAUAUAAUCCUCCAAUCACUGACUUCUCUGAAAUGCAUGAUGAUGAUGACCAAUAAGAUUUCGACGGGGAUGAAUUAGGAUAUAAUGGAAAAGUUACUAUUAUUGAUUAUCAUUUAGGCUAUCUUCUAGGAUUAGGACUAUGAACAAGAAAAUAAUAGGACCAAUAGAGUCAAAAAUUUUAGUUUUGCCACUAACUCAUCAUGA